UACUUUAAUUGAAACAUUACAGCAAAAGGAAAACUUAUUCAACUACUAUAAAAACAAGAUCCGUAGCAUAAAUAGAUCCUCCAGAAGAUGCUUGCGAAGACAGAGGUUAAAGAAUAAGUCACAGACAUUUGAGGCCACACACAUAACUUGCUCCUAAACUGUUCUUCCGAAAUUCAUUCUCUUUAAAGAAUCCUAGUAGAGAAGGGCUCUAUCAGAGGAGACAUGGAGGAUCUUGUGGGACUUCUUAGAAUCCGAGUGAAAAGAGGGACUAAUCUUGUUAGUCGAGACUCUCAGAGCAGCGACCCUUUCGUCGUCAUAACUAUGGGUCCUCAGACAUUGAAGACUAGUCGUGUGGAAAAUAACUGUAACCCUGAGUGGAACGACGAACUGACGCUUGCAUUCAAUGAUUAUAAUCAACCUGUGAAUCUCGAAGUUUAUGAUAAAGAUACAUUCACUUCCCAUGACAAGAUGGGAGAUGCGGAAAUAGACGUCAGGCCAUUUCUUGAGAUUCAAGCAAUGGGUCUUCAAGAACUACCUGAAGGAACCGAGGUCAAGAGAGUGAAGCCGAGUACAGACAAUUGUUUGGUUGAAGAGAGCAGAAUCGUUUUCAGUAAUGGAAAAAUCGUCCAAGACAUGAUUCUCAAGCUGAGAAAUGUCGAAAGAGGUGAGGUUGAGAUUCAAAUUGAGUGGAUCAGUGUUCCAUAGGGUCAAGGGAUCUUUGAAAUAAGACAUGAAAAACAACUAUUGUGAAUUUUUUUUUUUUAACUAUUGUGAAUUGAAUUGUACGCACACCGGAAGAGUGCAAGUCUAUUUACUCCUCUGACAUUAGGCGUUUGUUUGGUCUCUUUGGAGAUUCGGAGUUCCAGGGCGAGCCACAUUCUCGUCAAUCUUCCUGCUUCUGCGUUACAUGUUCAGUUAUCAUCAAGAAGCUCUUGAACUCUUUC
Raphanus sativus (radish) is the source of this 944-nucleotide messenger RNA. Its product is annotated as protein C2-DOMAIN ABA-RELATED 8. The record is from RefSeq and is a predicted model, not a curated record. The coding region runs from base 223 to 705 and encodes 160 amino acids. NCBI's taxonomy places the organism in Eukaryota, Viridiplantae, Streptophyta, Magnoliopsida, Brassicales, Brassicaceae. The transcript has 3 exons.